AUGAAUAUCUUAAGUUGGAAUUGUCGAGGACUUGGGAACCUUCAGACAGAGCAAGAGCUUAGAGAUUUAAUACGAGCUCAUUCUCCCUCAAUCGUGUUUGUGGCCGAAACAUGGUUGAAAAAAGCUAGGCUAAUUUACUUACGUGACAAGUGGAAGUUUGAUGGGAUGAUUGUAUUUUCUAGAGAGGGGAGGGGUGGAGGGGUGUUGGUUUUUUGGAAAGAAGAAGUGGAUUUCUCGGUGGAUACUUAUUCGCCAAAUCAUAUUGAUGUGGUCAUUAAUAAAGGGAAGGAGGGUGAGUGGAGAUUUACCGGUUUCUAUGGUGAACCUGAAACAAACAAUCAUUUUAUCUCUUGGGCUACUUUGAAAAGACUAAAUUCAAAAUCUUCAUUACCUUGGUUAUGUGCGGGUGAUUUCAAUGAAAUUAUUCGAGCCCAUGAGAAAUUGGGAGGGUGGUAUAGACCAAAUAGGCAAAUGGAGGAGUUUAGAGAUGUGAUGGAUGAAUGUGGGUUUCAAGACUUAGGCUAUUGUGGUAACAAAUUCACUUGGUGCAAUGGGCAUGGGGAGGGGCAUACGGUGUGGGAAAGACUCGUUAGAGCGGUUGGUAUGGAGGAGUGGCUCUCAAUGUUCCCAGCCACAAAAGUGGUUCAUUUGGAGUGUGGUACAUCGGAUCACAAGUCAAUUAUGAUUCACUUAUUAGGGAUACCAAAGCGAAUAAAUAAACCUUGGAGGUUCGAACAAAUGUGGAUGAAGGAUGAGGGUUGUAGAGAAGUAAUUGAGGAUGCAUGGUCCCAUGUUCAUCAAAGGCAAUCCGAUGAGUAG
Messenger RNA from Quercus robur (English oak), 819 nucleotides. RefSeq lists its product as uncharacterized. Gene Ontology annotation, molecular function: catalytic activity. The record is from RefSeq and is a predicted model, not a curated record. Lineage: Eukaryota; Viridiplantae; Streptophyta; Magnoliopsida; Fagales; Fagaceae. The transcript has a single exon. Bases 1 to 819 code for a protein of 272 amino acids.